CCCCUCCACCGGCCUGGCUCACCUGUCCAUAACCUGUGUUCUUGCCUAGAAGUGUGCACUAGUGCGUGCAUGCCUGAGUGUGUGUGUGCGUGAGUGUGUUAGGUGUGUUGUCCGCCAGAGGGAGUGUAUAGUUUGCUGCUUGUGAAAGCUUAUGGGUGCUGUGCCAGCUUUUAAUUAGAAAGUAACCGGAGGUGUAUUGUGUCUGCUCUGCUUCUGUGAGUUCGUGUUUUACAUCUAUGCAUGUAAGCAUAUAUAUAUAUAUAUAUACAUAUAUAUAUAGAUAUGGGUAUACAUAUAUAUAUAGGCUUGGUAUUAUGAGUGUAUUUGCUUAAGAUGCACAGCAUUUCUUUUGGACAACAACUCCUUCCUCACAAAUGUCCCUGUAUCUUGACACCUGUUUGAUCUCCCAAAGUCCAUAAAAGACAGAAACAAAAGCUCCGGCAGGAUGAGUGACCGUUCCGGUGCGAGCACUCUAGCGGCCAUGACGCUGGAGGAGCCGGGGGCGGAACAGGCGUCUCCCCGGGCCCCGGGCCCUCUCCGUUGUGGGCCCUGCGCUGUGUGGCCCCGCCAGCAAACCUGGCUUUGCGCUGUGCCUCUGGUCAUGGGAUUUGUGGGGCUGGGACUCAGUCUCAUGCUGCUAAAAUGGAUCGUGGUGGGUUCUGUCCAAGACUAUGUCCCCACUGAUCUGGUGGACUCCAAAGGCAGCAUUGGACAGGACCCUAUAUUUCUCUCCAAACCCAGUACCAUGCCCAAAGGGCCUGACAUUUCCACCACCACCACUUUAGUUGCAUCUACGACACCAGUGGUGUCAACUACAACACCACUAGCUGCAGACGGUACCGCCCCGGCGCCAAGAACUCGAUCAGGGCCACCAGCAAACCACUCGGCAAACGGCAGCACUGCCAAUGGAGAUGACAAUCGCGCGCCACACCUGCAUAACCACGUUGGCACUCGCAUCAGCGGGACUGCAGUUACCACUUCUGCUACUCGCACCACCCGACUCACCCCGUCUCACAGUGGCAAGGACGUCACCCCUCGCAGUACCGUCAGCAGGAAAGGGAGCGGCGGUGGUAAUGGACGCAAUGGAGCUGCCAGCUCAAAGCCGGGACAGACGUCUCCCGUCAUCACCGCCACGUCAACCACCACCACGGCUACCUUGAAGAGCCCUCCCAAGGUACAACCCACCUCCUCCCAAACGGCGGCCCCAAUGAAGCCCACAUCACGCUGGAAUCACGGCCGCCCAGGAAAGGGUCCAGUCACACGCCCGCACCACCGCUUCAGAACACCAUUGGCCCCAACACUUCCUAGUGUUCGCUCCGAGGUCUUUAAGCCAUGUGUGGAGGACAAAGACCUGGCCUUUUGUCUGAAUGAAGGAGAAUGUUCCAUUAUCCAGACUGUGGCUGGGGUUCACAGACACUGCAGGUGUAAGGAGGGCUACCAUGGACUACGCUGUGACCAGUUUGUACCCAAGACGGACGCUAUCCUAUCCGACCCAACGGACGAACUUGGGAUCGAGUUCAUGGAGAGUGGUGACACCUACCAGAGGCAGGUGCUGUCCAUCUUCAGCAUCGCCUCGGGGAUCUGUCUUCUUGGAGUGGCAUGUAUGGCUCUCUACCGCCGCAACAAGAAACACAGAGAAAAACUCCAGGCUCAAUUCUCCAACAGCCGCAGCUUGAGAGACUGCAGCGUCAACGCCUCUGGCCUCAUGUCCAAAUCCACACCCAGGCUUCAAUACAACCUUCAUCUCCAAAAGAGUUGCAGUUCUCAUGGAUCAUCUGUUAAGGGCGGCAACGUGACACCAGGCACAUCCACGGCAGCCCCACCUAUUCUCAGCAAAGCGCUGUCUAAAGGGAAACGCUUCAGGAGCAGCUCCCUCUCUCUCAGCCCAGCGCUGCAGCGGAAGGAGGCCAACCGCUUCCGGACCCCACCCAUCUCCAGAGGGAGGCGUAAGAUAUCGACAAAUCUCAUCGACGGAUCCAGAGUGGCCGGUCACAUCUACAAACACCUGCAAGAGGAUGAGCCCACAGAUGUGGAGUCCAUAAGAAGGUGCGACUCUGCAAGCGGAAGGACCGGCCCCCUCCUGAGCAGGACCCCUCUGUCUUACUUUACCGCCAGAAAAGGAUGGACUGAGGUCCCCUGCACCCGCCUUGAUAAGGGAACCAUUUUCCUUCCGCCGUCUCUGCGCACUCGCUCUGUGCCCAUCAUCCCAUCACUCCAAGCAUGUGACCCUGAGGCACCGCAUGAGAACUCAAGUGACCGGAACCAAGCAGGGAUCCUCAAAUGGCACCCAACACUGGCUGAGAAGUCCGGGCAGCCCAUUAGCAAUCCUCCCUCCCAGCCUGAGACUGUUGUGUUGGCGACUGCAGCUGCACCCAGCGGCAUCAGCCGCCCUGCCACCGACUGCGGUCCUCUGGGAUCGGAGAGGAACCUCGGCUCUGCUGAGGCGCCCAUUGGGUCUACUGAGUAUACAACAGAAAUUGCCCAGGAUUUAAAGCAGAAACGCCUUUCCAGCCCCAAGAAAAUGUCUGGAUCGCACAGCAAGAGCCAUCACAAUGGCACAAACACCCUAGAGGAUGGGACUGUGCAGGAAUCAGGGAGGAAAAGUGUUCAGUAUUCAACCAGAGCUCUGCACACAACCAGCGGGACCAGAGGUCUGAAGGCAGCAGGCCAAAGAGAAAUUCAGGGACAGUGCCAAGGUCAGACAUCUUCCUUGAACGGAGGAGCGUACUGCUUCCUGGCCAAAGGGCCCAGCUGCAGAGGAACUGGUAACACGUACGCCAGCCCCUCUGCAAGCUGAUUGGAUUAACUCUGCAAUGCUUCAAAGAGACCUUUUCUAUUGACUGUACACCUUUGCUGGUGGCACUGAACGGUUAGCAGGUGGGACAAUCUGUGUGGCCACAUGGACCAAUAACAGAUGGGUUUCAAUUCUGGAGGAACAUGAACAGAUUGAACUGCCAACGAAAAAAUAACUCAACACAAAAAACAUCAAAUCACAAAGAAAAAGAGACAUACAAACACACAUUGUGAAUAAAUGUGACUCAAUAAGGAAAACAGAAGCGUGACUUGAGUGGGAGCUUGACUUGAACUGUUUAUUAAAAAAAAAAUGUGACUAUUUAAAAGGAGGUUCUACUUAGAAACCAAAAUAGUGUGUCAUCUCUAUGUUGUUUCGCUAUUGUAAAGAAAUGAAAUUAUAUAUGUCAUAUAAUAUAUGUCAUAUAGACGUAUAUAUAUUUGACAUACAAUUGUGAGAAAAUAAAGAAUAAGA
Messenger RNA from Cololabis saira (Pacific saury), 3265 nucleotides. It is a transcript of the gene nrg3b, whose product is annotated as neuregulin 3b. Lineage: Eukaryota; Metazoa; Chordata; Actinopteri; Beloniformes; Belonidae. The transcript has 9 exons. Gene Ontology annotation, biological process: nervous system development; animal organ development; intracellular signal transduction. Gene Ontology annotation, molecular function: chemorepellent activity. The record is from RefSeq and is a predicted model, not a curated record. Bases 446 to 2797 code for a protein of 783 amino acids.